Messenger RNA from Penicillium canescens, 774 nucleotides. RefSeq lists its product as uncharacterized. Bases 1 to 774 code for a protein of 257 amino acids. Lineage: Eukaryota; Fungi; Ascomycota; Eurotiomycetes; Eurotiales; Aspergillaceae. The record is from RefSeq and is a predicted model, not a curated record. Gene Ontology annotation, molecular function: N-acetyltransferase activity. Gene Ontology annotation, biological process: protein acetylation. The transcript has 3 exons.
AUGCUCCUCAAUGCCAACAUCGCCCUCUCAUCUUCAAAAGCCCUGCUAGUCCCGUACUCAUCAUGGCACGUACCGCAGUACCACGAAUGGAUGAAAGACCCAGAAAUCCAAGAAGCAACAGCCUCAGAGCCCCUAACCCUAGAAGAAGAAUACAACAUGCAACUCAGCUGGCGAACAGACGCAGAUAAACUAACCUUUAUCGUCUGCCGACCAACAGAGGAAGAGCCCAGCCAACACCAACUCCAACGAGAAAGUGAUGGCCCACCAAACAUGGUGGGCGACAUAAACCUCUUCCUACGCAUUGAUGAUGGCGAACAGGGCGACUCGCCGCCAAAAAUACUGGGAGAGAUCGAGCUCAUGAUCGCCGAAAAGAACAACCGGCGCCGUGGGUUUGGGCGCGCCGCGUUACUUAUGUUUAUGCGGUAUAUUGUUCAGUAUCAGGGGGCUAUUUUGGAAGAGUUUGUUGGUGGGGGUGGGGUUGAUGUUGAGACUGUAAGGAAAUUGAGGACUGGGGUUGAGGUUGAGGCGAAUGAGACGGAGACUGCGACGGCUUCGACGUUGGAGUUUGAUUAUUUGAGUGUUAAGAUUGGGAAGGAUAAUGUACGAAGUUUGGCGUUGUUUGAGGGCUUGGAUUUUGUGAAGUCGUCUGAGCCGAACUUUUUUAAUGAGGUGGAACUGAGGAGGAGCGAUUUGAGCCUUGGUAGUAUUGAUGCUACUCUUAGGAAGGCUGGUGUUAGAGGAUUUGUUGCUUUGUCUUAUGAGCGUACGUACUGA